Molecule: messenger RNA, 2703 nt
Organism: Chlorocebus sabaeus (green monkey)
Lineage: Eukaryota; Metazoa; Chordata; Mammalia; Primates; Cercopithecidae
Gene: CCNA2
Product: cyclin A2
Biological process (GO): mitotic cell cycle phase transition
Molecular function (GO): cyclin-dependent protein serine/threonine kinase regulator activity
Source: RefSeq, a predicted model, not a curated record
AUACUUGAACUGCAAGAACAGCCGCCGCUCCGGCGGGCUGCUCGCUACAUCUCGGGGUGUCUUUGGCCCGCCACGCCCGGCCGUGCCUUCCUGCGCCUUUCGCAACCUCCUCGACCCUGCGUGGUCUCGAGCUGGGUGAGCGGGCGGGCGGGUAGGCUGGCCUGGGCUGCGACCGGCGGCUACGACUGUUCUUUGGCCGGGUGGGCUGGGCAGAGUGCACGCUGCUUGGCGCCGCAGGCUGAUCCCGCCGUCCACUCCCGGGAGUAGUGAUGUUGGGUAACUCCGCGCCGGGGCCUGCGACCCGCGAGGCGGGCUCAGCGCUGCUAGCAUUGCAGCAGACUGCGCUCCAAGAGGACCAGGAGAAUAUCAACCCGGAAAAGGCAGCGCCCGUCCAGCAACCGCGGACCCGGGCCGCGCUGGCGGUACUGAAGGCCGGGAACCCGCGGGGUCUAGCGCAGCAGCAGAGGCCGAAGACGCGACGGGUUGCACCCCUUAAGGAUCUUCCUGUAAAUGAUGAGCAUGUCACCGUUCCUCCUUGGAAAGCAAACAGUAAACAGCCUGCGUUCACCAUUCAUGUGGAUGAAGCAGAAAAAGAGACUCAGAAGAAGCCAGCUGAAUCUCAAAAAACGGAGCGUGAAGAUGCCCUGGCUUUUAAUUCAGCCGUUAGUUUACCUGGACCCAGAAAACCAUUGGUCCCUCUUGAUUAUCCAAUGGAUGGUAGUUUUGAGUCACCACAUACUAUGGACAUGUCAAUUGUAUUAGAAGAUGAAAAGCCAGUGAGUGUUAAUGAAGUACCAGACUACCAUGAGGAUAUUCACACAUACCUAAGGGAAAUGGAGGUUAAAUGUAAACCUAAAGUGGGUUACAUGAAGAAACAGCCAGACAUCACUAACAGUAUGAGAGCUAUCCUCGUGGACUGGUUAGUUGAAGUAGGAGAAGAAUAUAAACUACAGAAUGAGACCCUGCAUUUGGCUGUGAACUACAUUGAUAGGUUCCUUUCUUCCAUGUCAGUGCUGAGAGGAAAGCUUCAGCUUGUGGGCACUGCUGCUAUGCUGUUAGCCUCAAAGUUUGAAGAAAUAUACCCCCCAGAAGUAGCAGAGUUUGUGUACAUUACAGAUGAUACCUACACCAAGAAACAAGUUCUGAGAAUGGAGCAUCUAGUUUUGAAAGUCCUUACUUUUGACUUAGCUGCUCCAACAGUAAAUCAGUUUCUUACCCAAUACUUUCUGCAUCAGCAGCCUGCAAACAGCAAAGUUGAAAGUUUAGCAAUGUUUUUGGGAGAAUUAAGUUUGAUAGAUGCUGACCCAUACCUAAAGUAUUUGCCAUCAGUUAUUGCUGGAGCCGCCUUUCAUUUAGCACUCUACACAGUCACAGGACAAAGCUGGCCUGAAUCAUUAAUACGAAAGACUGGAUAUACCCUGGAAAGUCUUAAGCCUUGUCUCAUGGACCUUCACCAGACCUACCUCAAAGCUCCACAGCAUGCACAACAGUCAAUAAGAGAAAAGUACAAAAAUUCAAAGUAUCAUGGUGUUUCUCUCCUCAACCCACCAGAGACACUAAAUCUGUAACAAUGAAAGACUGCCUUUGUUUUCUAAGAUGUAAAUCACUCAAAGUAUAUGGUGUACAGUUUUUAACUUAGGUUUUAAUUUUACAAUCAUUUCUGAAUACAGAAGUUAUGGCCAAGUACAAAUUAUGGUAUCUAUUACUUUUUAAAUGGUUUUAACUUGUAUAUCUUUUGUAUAUGUAUCUGUCUUAGAUAUUUGGCUAAUUUUAAGUGGUUUUGUUAAAGUAUUAAUGAUGCCAGCUGUCAGGAUAAUAAAUUGAUUUGGAAAACUUCGCAAGUCAAAUUUAACUUCUUCAGGAUUUCACUUAGAAUCUAAGUUUACUUGGUUUACUAUAUAAUGGGAAGUGAAAACCUUCCUCUAACAUUAAAGUAGGUUUAGGAAAACAGACCCUCAAAUUCUAACAUUCAUUUUCCUAAGCAACUGGAUCAAUUUGCUGAUGGGCAUAAUCUAAGCAUAUCUGAAUACAGACUUUUUCACUCUUUGUAAAACCUGUUUAGGUUCUGCAAACUAAACAGAGGCUGGAAGCGGAAGAGGGUGGGAAGCUUACGUGCAAAUUAACAGACGAGAAAUGCUCCAGAAGGUUUAUUAUUUUAAAGCAUAACAUUAAAAACAAAAAACUAUUUUUAAAACCCUGCUAGAUUUUAUAAUGGAUUUGUGAAUAAAAAAUACCCAGGGUUCUUAGAAUGAAUAAAUAUCCUUUUAAUAGUUAUAUAUACAAAUAUACAACUGUUAGCUUUAAUUGGCAGCUCUCUUCUUUUUUCUUCUUUUCACUGGCUUUUUACUUGGUGCUUUUUCUUGUUUUGCACUGGUGGUCUGUGUUCUGUGAAUAAAGUAAGAAUUUACUAAGCGUAUGCUUGUUAAGUUUUGGAUUAUUGAAAUAAGAGGCAUUUCUUAGUUUUCCAAUAGGAUAUAAAAUGUGUAAGACUGGCAUCGAAAGAGUUCUAUAGAUUUUGGUCCUAAUUUUUAUAAAUCACAAGGUAAAGAAAUCACAGAACAGAUGGAUCGCUAAUGAAAAAGGGACGUCUUUUUGUUUAUAGUCAUGUGGCAAGAUGAGAGUAAAACCAGAGAGCAAACCUCUAGAAGUGUUGAAUAUAUAUAUAUAUACAUUUGAAAUAAACCAGAAAUGUGUUACCUUAUU